This is a messenger RNA of Glycine soja, 408 nucleotides long. Its product is annotated as NADP-dependent malic enzyme-like. Gene Ontology annotation, cellular component: chloroplast. The coding region runs from base 118 to 381 and encodes 87 amino acids. The record is from RefSeq and is a predicted model, not a curated record. The transcript has 4 exons. Gene Ontology annotation, biological process: malate metabolic process; pyruvate metabolic process. Gene Ontology annotation, molecular function: malate dehydrogenase (decarboxylating) (NADP+) activity; NAD binding. Lineage: Eukaryota; Viridiplantae; Streptophyta; Magnoliopsida; Fabales; Fabaceae.
AGUGCCAUUUUUGCAAGUGGGAGCCCAUUUCCUCCUGUUGAGUAUGAGGGCAAAGUGUUUGUGCCUGGCCAGGCCAAUAAUGCAUACAUAUUUCCUGGAUUUGGUCUUGGUUUAAUAAUGUCUGGGACCAUUCGAGUGCAUGAUGACCUGCUUCUAGCUGCCUCUGAGGCUUUGGUUGCACAAGUGAGCCAAGAGAACUUUGAUAAGGGACUCAUAUACCCACCAUUCACCAACAUAAGAAAGAUUUCAGCACACAUAGCUGCCAAUGUUGCUGCUAAGGCUUAUGAGCUUGGCUUGGCCACUCGCCUUCCUCAACCUAAAGAUUUGGUGAAGUUUGCAGAGAGCUGUAUGUAUACCCCAGCCUACCGAAGCUACCGGUGAAGCGAUAAUAAAUAGCCUAUUUUUCUU